Messenger RNA from Mus caroli (Ryukyu mouse), 2637 nucleotides. The record is from RefSeq and is a predicted model, not a curated record. Lineage: Eukaryota; Metazoa; Chordata; Mammalia; Rodentia; Muridae.
AUGGGCCCCCACCCCCCCGCCCGGCUCCCUCAACACAAACUUUCCGUCCCGCUCGCUCCCUCCUCCGCGCCCAGCACCUCCCGCUCCGGCCGGGCUCAUUCCGUACAUUCCGGCCAUCCCCCUGCCCACGACCCCCCUUCCCGGCCCCCCUCACUACUCCCUCGGGCCCGGCGGAGCGGCCCGGCGGAGCGCCCCCCGGAGCUCGGAGCAGGCUCAGGCCAUCCAGGGGGCUCAGGCCCAGAGCCCAAAGCAACCAGCACAAUAGCGUCCAACAGCUGGACCGCCAACAGCAGCCCCGGGGAGGCCCGGGAAGAUGGGUCCGAAGGCCUGGACAAGGGGCUGGACAACGAUGCCGAGGGAGUGUGGAGCCCAGACAUCGAGCAGAGCUUUCAGGAGGCCCUGGCCAUCUACCCGCCUUGUGGCCGGCGCAAGAUCAUCCUGUCAGAUGAGGGCAAGAUGUACGGUCGAAAUGAGCUGAUUGCCCGCUACAUCAAGCUGAGGACUGGAAAAACCAGGACAAGAAAACAGGUGUCCAGCCACAUACAGGUUCUAGCUCGGAAGAAGGUUCGGGAAUACCAGGUUGGCAUUAAGGUCUGUAGUCACUUGCAGGUUCUAGCCAGGAGGAAGUCUCGGGAGAUUCAGUCCAAGCUGAAGGCUAUGAACCUGGACCAAGUCUCCAAGGACAAAGCUCUCCAGAGCAUGGCGUCCAUGUCGUCUGCCCAAAUCGUCUCUGCCAGCGUUCUACAGAACAAGUUCAGCCCGCCCUCCCCUCUACCCCAGGCUGUCUUCUCCUCCUCCUCAAGGUUCUGGAGCAGCCCCCCUCUGCUAGGACAACAGCCUGGACCUUCUCAGGACAUCAAGCCCUUUGCCCAGCCUGCCUACCCCAUCCAGCCUCCCUUGCCACCAGCGCUCAACAGUUAUGAGUCCCUCGCCCCACUGCCCCCAGCCGCUGCCUCAGCCACCGCCUCUGCGCCUGCAUGGCAGGACCGCACCAUCGCCUCCUCCCGGCUACGCCUCCUGGAGUAUUCUGCCUUCAUGGAAGUGCAACGGGACCCUGACACGUACAGCAAACACCUGUUUGUACACAUCGGCCAGACAAACCCUGCCUUCUCAGACCCACCCCUGGAGGCAGUGGAUGUACGACAGAUCUACGACAAGUUCCCCGAGAAGAAGGGGGGGCUGAAGGAACUCUACGAGAAGGGGCCCCCGAACGCCUUCUUCCUUGUCAAGUUCUGGGCUGACCUCAACAGCACAAUCCAGGAAGGCCCUGGGGCCUUCUACGGGGUCAGCUCGCAGUACAGCUCAGCCGACAGCAUGACCAUCAGCGUCUCCACCAAGGUGUGCUCCUUUGGCAAGCAGGUGGUAGAGAAGGUGGAGACCGAGUACGCCCGCCUGGAGAACGGCCGCUUCGUGUACCGCAUCCACCGCUCACCCAUGUGCGAGUACAUGAUCAAUUUCAUCCACAAACUCAAGCAUCUGCCCGAGAAGUACAUGAUGAACAGUGUGCUGGAGAACUUCACCAUCCUGCAGGUGGUCACAAGUCGGGACUCGCAGGAGACCCUGCUGGUCAUUGCUUUUGUCUUUGAAGUCUCUACCAGCGAGCAUGGGGCGCAGCACCACGUCUACAAGCUUGUCAAAGACUAGCCUGCCCUCGACCUCCACAGGAUGCAAGGCGGACAUCCUCCACACACCUGCCUGCCUGGUCUCCCCGUGUGGGUUGGGGGACCUAGCCCAGCCCCCCCCGUGGGUUUCAGGCUGGGACCCAGGCUGCCUCCCUGGCUCCAGCACACACGCUCCCUGCCACUGUUCUGCGCUUUACUGGAGAGAAGAGGGCUCCACGGUGGGGUGGCUUGCCUGGGCACUGAGCCACAGAUGACCAGGCUCCACCUGGCCUCAAGUGACACCAGAAUUGUACCACGGAGGACACCUUGGGGCUUAGUGUGUGGUUGCUGGCCCCUAGGGGAAUGUGAUGGGCAGGUGAGGGUUGCAUUGAGACUGGGGAGUGGCAGCUUGCAAGGAGGCCCUGGUACAUGGUGUCAGGUUGGGGGAGGCUGAGAAGGGCCCACACUUCUUUGUACCUUCUGGGUACCAGUCUGUUCCCAGGCCCCUUACCCAGCAAGUUUGGGUCUCCCAUAUCAGACAAAGUGCCAAGACGGAGGCCCACAGAAGUGGACGAAGGGAGCUGGGGCUGGUUCAGCUACCUCCCUAGCAGAGCUGCCCACGGGGUGGGGAAGGGGCUCUGCUGGGCUGAAGCCUAGACAGGGCUCUACUUCCUGUUCCCCCCAGCAUACCAGCCACUAGCCCCCCACCCCUCCGUGUCCUGAAGACAGGUGGCAGGGAACAGGAGGCUGCCUCUGCCUUCUCCACAUCCAGGUCCCAAGGUCACCUGGGUAUUUAUGAGUUUCAAAUGAAGUACUGUGCCCCCCAUCCAGCCCGAGCUUCCGGAAGGUUUUCACCAUUGCUCAGGCCACCUCCAAACCCCACGUAGGUUUUAUAACAUGUAUUAUAUAUAUAUAUUUUUUGUGUAUUUUUAAAAUCCAGCUGUGAUGGGCUACAUCAUAAAUGGCUCAAGGCAGGGGCCACUCAAGGCCUGGCUCCUGCUUUAAAAAAAAAAUUAAAAAGCUGUUUCUGGGUCAA